Brienomyrus brachyistius is the source of this 2236-nucleotide messenger RNA. RefSeq names its product coiled-coil domain-containing protein 149-like. The record is from RefSeq and is a predicted model, not a curated record. The transcript has 12 exons. Lineage: Eukaryota; Metazoa; Chordata; Actinopteri; Osteoglossiformes; Mormyridae. The coding region runs from base 126 to 1820 and encodes 564 amino acids.
CCUGGUUCAGUAUCUUACGGGGAAGGAGGAGGGGACUACGUAUUUUACUGGAGAUCGGGCAGUCACGCUUCCUGCUCCGGACUUAGGGCCACUCAUGUUCCCGAACACCGAGACGCUCCGGAGAGAUGAACCCCGCUAAGAGGAGCGAGAGUGACUGGCAGGGUUUGGUGAGUGAGUUCCUGGUUUGCAAGCGCAAACUGGAGAGCAAGAAGGAGGGCCUGCUGAUCCUGUCCAAGGAGCUGGACUCUUGUCAGCAGGAGCGGGACCAGUACAAGCUGAUGGCCAGUCAGCUGAGGGAGCACCACCAGAGCCUCAAAAAGAAGUACAGGGAGCUCAUUGACGGUGAUCCCACUUUGCCACCCGAAAAACGAAAGCAGGUGAACCUAGCUCAGCUGCUGAGAGACUCCCGGGAAUGCAACAACCAGCUGUCUCAGGAGGUGGAGGAGCUGAACCAGCGGCUAUUGGAAGCCCGGGGAGAUAACAAACUCCUGAGGAUGACCAUUGCUAGGCAGCGGCUGGGGGAUGAGGAGGUGGGGGCACGAUAUUUCCCCCCACACGAGCGAGAGGACCUCGUCCGGCAGCUGGAGGAGGCCGGGCUACAGAACCGGGGGCUGGAGCAGAACCUGCGAGAGGUAACGGAUGAGCUGCAGGAUGUGCAGGCGGAGCGGGUGGCGCUGCAGGAGAAAGCCGAGCGGCUGAAUCGUGAGCUGGCCCGUGUGCUGGGGGGACACGAGGACCGCCUCGUUGACCUGGAUGCCCUCUGCAUGGAGAACAGAUAUUUACAAGAACGAUACAAGCAGGUCCAGGAAGAAGUCCGCCUGCUCCGGGCUAAUAUGAUUAAGUACAAGCAGGAGAAUCUGGAACAGAGGAGAACCACCAGAACAGACAUGAAGUUUGACAGCAGGGCCCAUCCAGGGAUCUUCUCUGCCAGGGAAGUGCAGGACCUCCUGUACGGGAGCAGUGGCUACAGUCUCCCCUCCACCCCCCAGUCCACAGCAGACCUCUGGUCUUUGACCACAACUCUGUUAGAGACUGUUCAGGAGCAGAACUUGGUCAUCCAACAUCAACGCAAGACGAAUAAAAUUCUGGGGAACCGUGUGGCAGAGCUUGAGAAGAAGCUGAAGACCUUGGAGCUGUCGGGCCUGUGGAGCCUUCCAGGAGGAAGGGACACCAUUAGCUUGAGUGAGAUCGCGGGUCUGCGGCCCCCCCAGCACCCCGAGCCCUCCUGGCCGGCCGAAGCGUCACCGACGGCGACACCGGGAGAGCAGCCACCCGAAGAUGACAGGAUGGAAAGUGGAGGAGCGUCGCCAUGGGAACAUGCCACAGCUGCCGAAAACAGCCACCCAAAAGCAUGGCCGGGCUCCCGGGCCGGUCCAGAUGGUAGCGGCGAUGUGGGCGCACCUGUUUUUCCGGACCUGUCCAUGAGCAGUGGCUGCGGAGACGGUGACGGGACGGCUGCCGAGGAGAGCGCGGAACGCCCAGCAGCGGGAAUCGUGAGGCUGGAGGAGGCGCGUGGCACUGCUGAGCCGGGGCCCGACAGGAUGAGGAGGGAGGAGGAGCAGGCCGCAGCCUCGGCAAAGCCUCCGUUGAGCCCCGGAUCUCCCGCGGUGUCACCGGUGACAGGCCUGCGCUUGCCGCCCUCUGUGGAAGACCACGCCCCAGGAGAAAAUCUUCCUGGGGUCGCAGGUAUAGCUGAAGGGCCUGAACCUAAAUCCUCACCGCAGGCUCUGGACGCCAGCACCUCCUCCCACAGCCAGGACUCUGCUUCCGGCAGUACAGUGAAGCGGAGCGACAGCUUCUGCCGUGAGAGUCUGGCGUAGUCCUCUCCCUGCAGCCCCUCAUUCGGAAGAGAGCUUGGGGGGCUGUUAGGGCCCCUAUGAAAUAGAGCAACACUCAGGGACUGGGGGGGGGGCUCCCGCGGGGAGGGGAGAGCGAGCCUGUCCGCCAGGUGGGAGAUGAAGCAGCCGGUGGUGGGCUCCGCGUCACCAUAGCUUCCUCACACCGCUGCGCCCUGCCGCCUCACGCGGCGGGUCGAUCUCGCUUUCUGCUGUACAUACUUGUCAGGAAGGUAGGAUUCUUUUCGGUGAUUCACCACUUGUUUUGUGUGUGUGUGUGUGUGUGUGUGUGUGUGUGUGUGUGUGUGUGUGUGUGUGUUAUUCAGUUGAAUGAAUUGUUGCAUCUUGUUUCCGUUUCCUUUACAUUACCAGGAGGUUUUUGGGCCUCCACCUAACUUUCC